This is a messenger RNA of Sitodiplosis mosellana (orange wheat blossom midge), 2381 nucleotides long. RefSeq lists its product as uncharacterized. The record is from RefSeq and is a predicted model, not a curated record. Bases 209 to 1147 code for a protein of 312 amino acids. The transcript has 3 exons. NCBI's taxonomy places the organism in Eukaryota, Metazoa, Arthropoda, Insecta, Diptera, Cecidomyiidae.
CUGUUUUGACAACGGACACAACACUCGAAGUCAACCUUUUUUUCGACCGACCCACAAAAAAAACAAACAUAUCAGAAGUAUAUUCUCAACCGAAAAAUUUUUCAGUUAAACAGUUGCUGUGAAUUUGUGACAUAAAGAAAAGUGCGUUGAAGUACGAUUUGAAUUUUUUUUCUCUAGUGAAAAGGACAAACAAGAUAUCUAUUUCAGAAUGAAAUCGCUACAAAUUUGCUUGUUGAGCGCAGUGCUCGUAAUUGCUGCAUCAAAUCCGAUUCCUGCUGAUGAGCCCGUUUCAACGGCCACACCAGUUGUACCCGAUGUAACACCCGUCGUAAAAACUGCACCAGAACAACCAGUUGUCCCAGCUGUUGCCGUCACCGAAGUGCCAGCCACACAAAAGUCAUUGCCCAUUGACCUCGAGAAAAUCCCCGAACCACAAGCUUUGCCAUCAAAGAAAGAGGAACCAGCUCCAGCGAAAGCUGAGGAAAAGAAACGCGAAGUGCCCGUUGAACAACCAACUGUGAAACCCGUUGAAGUCGCCCAACCAGAACAAGUUACUGGCAAAUCGUUACCAGGCACACCAGCAAAAGAAGAAGCCAUUGCCGAAGUCGUUACACCAACGGUUGAGCAACAACCAGCCGAAAGUGUGAAAUCAGUCGCCGUUCAACAACCAGUUGAAGUUGUUCCAACUUUGCCAGCCGUUGCUGCCGCUAUUCCAGAGGCUAAACAAGCCGUCGAAUCUACAGUUGUCCCCGUUGUACCAGCCGGACUUGCUAGCGAAAAGAAAAUCGACGCAGAGGCCCCAGUUGCAAUUGUAUCCGAAAACGUGCAACAACCCGCUGCCGUUGUAGAUCCAGAGCAAAAAUCAGCCUUGCCAGUACCAGCUGGACAGGUUCAAGCCGCCCCAGAACAGCCACAACAACCACAACAAGUAGCUCAGGCACUUGCCCAAUCUCAGCCACAAGAACGAAGUGCACAAGACCCAACGGCUGUGCCAAUCGUCGCCGCUUCAGCGGUUGAACCAACGGUUGCUCCAGUCGAUGUAUCAAGCAGCGGAAGCAGCGAGAAAAAAAUAGAUUCAGAGGAGUCAAGUAGUUCGGAAGAAUCAAAAGAAUCUCAAGAAGAACCAGAGAAGAAGAAGGAUGCCUAAACAUCCGGAAGUUCAACAGUCGUCGUAAUAACAGAGAAAAAAAACAAAAAAAAACACACUCAUCCUGUUCUUAAUCUUAUUAUUUUAAAUGAAAGCGAAAUAAACCAAUUCAAAACGGAAUCAUUGUGAGUUUCUGCAAAAACAUUUUCUGGAUGGGCGAUCGUCAUCAAUCGUACCAUAGACUUUCUGAUGAAGAUGAAACAAAAAAUCAAACAAUCGGCGAAAUUUUAGCUCAUCUUUAAAAAAAUAGAUUAAUUUUGACUUUGUCGUAGGAUUUCUUCAGUUUUCUUUUGCAUAAGUUUUCAUUAUAAUUUCUUUAAAAAAACAAAUUGUCUUACGUAUUUUAUUAAAUGUGAUUCAUUCCGUAAUAAUAAUCAUAAUCAAUUCGAUAUACGUUAGUAAUUCUCCAUUUUUUUUUAUUCAAUUGCAAUUUGCACACUGAGUGACAUUAGCAGUACAAACAAGAAAUCAAAAAGUGCACAAUCACCAAAAUUAUAAAUCUUAGACAGCAUGAGAAGCAUGACGUGCAAUCUUAUCAAAAUCAAAUCGCUUGAUCGAGUACUUUCGGAGACGAAGACAGAUGAAAUGGGCCAUGAUUGAUUCUUCCUUUGCGAAUAUUAAAUCUUUCACACACACACACACACUCUUUUGUCUGCUUUGUCUUCUGCGGUCAUACUCUUUUGCUCGCUCUCUCCCUCUCUCUCGAUCUUAACAUAAUGAAAAAUGCCGCUAUGCAUAUUAAAUAAUAUAACGGACAACGAGAACCAACGCAAUUUAACUGAACUGUUUUAUGGCCGACGGAACAUAAUCAUUAUUCCAUUUGCACGGCUUUAAUGAAUGCCAAUUGGAAAAUUUGAAAAAAUUAUUACCAUCUCACACAGAAUCUCUGGCCAAUGGAUCACAACCAUAUGUCGCAAUAUGAGAUUCGAUUUUCUCGAUCUUUCUCCGUCGCCCAAAAAAAAAGGUCAGAAGAUUACACUCAAUUUGAUACAAUCAAAUGCAAUAACGCUUUCCAGAGAUGAAACAAAAAUUUAAUCGAAAUAUAACGCAACACAAUAUAAGUCAUUUAAGCAUCACACACACACAUACACACACACAUACUUCUUUUUUUUUACUAUUCUAAUUAGAACGCAGCAUUAGAAUCUGAAUUUUAAAUGUAAAAACUAUGGAAAACUUUUGUCCGUGUAACAUGAUGAUAAGGAAAUAAAGGACUCAAUUCAUUUAUUUAAAUCGA